CCGUGCCCGACGCGCCCCCGACCCGCGGUCCUAGGGUUCCGCCAACGGGCGCCCGAAGCCGCCUGAACCCUGGGGUAUGGCUGUUGCGGGGUCUUUGAAAGCGGCCUUGCAGGUGGCGGAGGUGCUGGAAACCAUCGUGAGCGGGUCCUUGGGGCCCGACGGGCGUCAGGUCUUGUGUACGAAGCCCACCGGCGAGGUGCUGCUCAGUCGAGAUGGAGGCCGCCUCUUGGGGGCGCUACAUUUAGAGCAUCCCAUAGCGAGGAUGAUAGUGGCAUGUGUUUCCAGUCAUCUACGAAAAACAGGAGAUGGUGCUAAAACAUACAUUAUCUUUCUCUGCCAUUUGCUCAGAGGACUUCAUGCAGUCACAGACAAAGAGAAGGAUUCUUUGAUUUCCAAAAAUAUUCAAACCCAUGGAAGAUAUUGGAAAAAUUGUUGUCAGUGGAAACUCAUUUCCCAAGCUUUUCUAACCUUUCAGACACAAAUAUUAGAUUGCAUUAUGGACCAGUACUUAAGUAAACACUUUUUGUCUGUUUUUCCUUCAUCCACUAAAGAGAAAACAUUGUGUAGGAGCUCUUUAAACUUGCUCUUAGAUGCAUACUUUUGUGGAAGAGUAGGAAGAAAUAAUCAAAACUUUAUUUCACAAUUGAUGAGUGACUACUUUUUCAAGUGUAUGGCUUGUGAGAGGGGGUUUGAAGAAGUAUUUGAGUUAGUGGAUGACUGUUUUGUAGAGUUGAACAUUGGUGUUACUGGCCUUCCUGUUUCAGAUUCCAGGAUCAUAGACGGACUUGUGCUUCACAGAGAUUUUUCUGUGUACUGUCCAGCAGAUGGUGAAAUGAGCCUAGUGAUAGUAACAGAUACCAUUCAACCUCUUUUUUCAUCUUCUGGAUCAGAAUUUAUUCUAAAUUCAGAAGCUCAGUUUCAGACAUCUCAAUUGUGGAUUACAGAAAGGACAAAAGCAAUAAUGAAACAUUUACAGAAGCAGAAUAUAAAAUUGCUCCUAUCUAGUGUGAAACAACCAGACUUAGUUAUUUAUUAUGCAGGAUUGAAUGGCAUAUCAGUGGUGGAAUGUUUAUCGGCUGAAGAAAUUUCUCUAAUCCAAAGGAUCAUUGGUCUUUCUCCCUUUAUAUCACCACAGACCUCUUUACAGUCUGAAAUCUCUAACUGUGCGUUGGUGAAAUUUUGUAAGCCCCUUGUCCUUCGAUCUAAAAGGUAUGUUCAUCUUGGUCUGAUUAGCACAUGUUCAUUUAUACCACACUGUGUAGUUCUUUGUGGACUAGUGCAGGGUCUUGUUGAACAACAUAAGGAUGCUUUACAUGGAGCUUUUAAAAUGCUUCGGCAGUUAUUUAAAGGCCUUGAUCUAAACUAUGUGACACCAGCUGGUGACCAAAAUUAUAUAUCAGGUCCUUUUACUUAUAAGGAUAGUAGAAAAAGUGAUCAACUACUAGAAACGUUUAAUGACUUGGUACAAAGGCCAGAUCAAGGUGUGAUUGUAAAGAACAAAAAUGAACAGGCAAAAAUGGAAACAUAUUUAAAAGUAUAUUCAGAUUUGGUAGUUCCAAGCAUAGAAUUAAAAACAUACACUCCUUGUUCAACCCCAAAAGUGAUAUCAACAGAUACUCACCAGACUGAUGAAAAAGUGAGGUGUUUCUCUCAAAAAAAAACCAGGGUAAUUGAUGACCCUGAACCAGUUGAGAGUAAUUCUCUUGCUAGUUCAACAACAGAAGGCACUAGAAUUGAAAUUUCUUAUGAAAAUUUGAAGGUCACAGAAACUGCUAUCAAGGGGAGCAUGUUACCAGUGAGAGAUGAGUCACUGGAUACGUGUUCUUUCCAGAGUUACUGCUUCUCUUCUAUACCGGCAGGUUGUGUUUUGCCAGUGGGUGGUAAUUUUGAGAUCUUGUUACAUUACUAUCUUGCCAACUAUGCCAAAAGCUGCCAGCAAUCAGAAGAAACCAUGGUUGUUAGUAUGAUGAUAGCUAAUGCACUCUUAAGCAUUCCCAGAAUCCUCUACAAGUCUAAGAAAGGAAAUAACAGCUUUCCACAAAUAUAUGUCAGAGCUGUCCAUGCACUGCAAACCAAUCAACCCAUGGUCAGCAAUCACACAGGUUUGGAAUCAGUAGCUGGUAAAUACCAGUUAUUAACCUCAGUUAUUCAGUGUUUGACAAAAAUUUUAACCAUUGAUCUGGUAAUCAAUAUUAAGAGACAACCUCAGAAAAUUUAUGAUCAAGAUUCAGAAGAUGAACUCUAAAAUUGGAAGUUUUUUUUAACCAGAGUUUUAAUCCUACUCAAAUGAUAAAGUAAAACAGACAUGUUACCACUGAUUCUCAAGUCAGUUGAUUUUUCUUCCUUGUCACUCCUUGCUUAUAUCCAUUUCAUGCAGAAAAGCCUGGCUAGAUUUUCACCAGCCCAUAUAUCACUGAAUAUAUUGUCCAAAACAUAAUUUUCUGCAUUGUGAACUUACUACCAUUCUAAAAAUUAGUUCCAGAUUAUGAAAUUUAAAUUUCAACUUUCUCCUGUCUCCUGAGCUUAUGAAAAUAAUUGCUGUAUAUGCUGGGUUUUAUUUUAUUUGUUGCAUAGCCAGAAUUUAAUGGUAAAUAAUUUUUUUCUUAUUCGCAAUAUAGGUUUUCAAGGAUUUAUAUUUUAUUUUAAAGGUUUAUAAAUUGCAACUAAUACUGAGUAUCUAACUGUAGAUAAAGACAGUAUCUUCUACUUUUUUAGUGGUUCUCUGUAACACCCAAUACUGAGCUGUUUAUACCACGUAUUCAGAAGCGUUUGUUGAAUGAAGCUGUAUCUUUAAUCCAUUCUCUUAAAUAUUUAUUUCCAGCUUACUAUUUAAAUAUUCUUACUUAGUGCACACUGUGUGGCAGAUACUGAAUAUUCUUACUUAGUGCACACUGUGGCCACUGUGUGGCCAACAAGUUGAUGGUUCCUGCCUUCAAGUACCUUUCCUUGAAACGGAUGGAUGUUACUACUUGAGUUGCAGUCAAAUUUAGAAGAACUGUUUAAAAUAAUUAUAGUUAUACUUGAAAAAGUAAUGACUAAUGUACUUAAAAAACUAACAUCUAUCAUGCAGUAUCUCCUGAUCUUUUCAUUAAAUAUAAUUUCAUUUUUAUAAGAUUUAUGCAUAUGGUAACACUUUGUGAACAUGGAGAGACUAUGUUAUGCUACAUUGAAUUCGUGGAUGAAUGGACAUACUGUAAAAUUACUGUGUAAUAUUUUCCAUCCACUUUUUAAAAAAUUUAGGUCAUUUGAUUUUUGCUUUGUGUUGUUUUAAAUACUCUUCCAUCAUUGAAGUCAUUGAAAGAUUCUUCCACAGAGGCCCUGUAUUUUGCAUAUGUAGGUGUUUUAUAGUGAUAGUCACUAUUUCAGGAGCUCCUUUGUAAGCUGGGACUGUGUUUUUAUAUGGUUGGUACCUUGUCUAAUAUGUGAUACAAUGAAAGGGCCAAUGAAUGUCUUUUGAAGAACUAUUUACUUUUAAUUAGAAAAAAACUUUAAAAUGGUGAAACAUUUUUAAUCCUUAUCACUAGCAUAAUUGCUCUAUCACUGAGUUAGAUAAAAGAACACUUUAAAAAUGCAAUUAUGUAGUAUUUAAACUCUUAUCUACAUGGGAUUUGAGGUGACCUGCAAAAAGAACAAAUCACAGUAAAAAUUCUGAAUAAAAAUUGAAGACCAAGGAAAAUGUAAAGUCACAGAGAAAACCAUGCUUUGUAGUCCUGCAUAAUGAAACUUACUAAAUUUGAAUUCUAUAUUAUUAUAUCUUAUGGUUCUGGAGUUCCCUGGAUUUAGCCGACAACUUCCACUGUAUUCUGUUGGCUAAGACAAUAAUAAAGGUCAACUGAAGUGCAAAGUGAGGGAACACUGUCCCUACCACUCAACAGAAAGAAUGCCAUUGUCACAUUAUAAGAAGACUGUGGGCUGAGAUAUCUUUGGAAAAUACAAUCUGCUACACCAUGGAAGAAAAAAAAGGACAAAUAUGCAUUAACAUCUCGGCUGAGUUUUUUAUUUUCUGAAAUUGCAAGUCAAAUGCACUUUUCCCGAUAAUUUUUAUGAAUCAAUCUCUGUAUUUGUUCACCCUAUGCCAGCACAUCAUUUUUAUCUCACUUUAAAUAGUUGAACUGCUUUAGUCUUGGGAACCAUUCAUGUUAUACUGGAGAUGUUAUGGUAUCCAUGUUUCUGCUAAAAGGCAGAAAAGGGGUGUGAUUUGAGCCUGAACUUUUUUUCUGAUUUUAUGCAGUUUGAAUUAACUUUGGUGUGUGGAGUUAAAUAAUGAUCUAGUUUCAUGUUAUUGCAUGUGGCUGUCCAAGUUUCUCAACACUUUGUUAAAGAGGCUUUUCUUUCUCCAUUUUAUGGUCAUGACUUCUUUGUCAAAGAUUUGCUGUCCAGAUUGUGUGGGUUUAUAGAUGAGGUCUCUGUUCCAUUGGUCUGUGUUUCUCUUGUUCCCCCAAUACCGUACUAUUUUAAUUACUAUUGCUGGGUAGUGUAGUUUGAAGUCAGGGAUUGUGGUAACUCCAUAUUUCUUUUCUCUUGGGAUUACUUUGGCUAUUCAGUAACUUUUGUAGGUCCAUACAACUGUUACAAUUAUUUGUUUUAUUUCCUUGAAAAAUGUCACUGGAAUUUUGAGAGGUAUUGCAUUGGAUCUGUAAAUUGGCUUUAACUGUUAAUUCUUUCAGUCCAGGAACAUGGGAUAUUUUUCCAUUUCUUUGUGUCAUAUUUCCUUUGAUAGUGUCAUAAUUUUCACUGUAUAGAUCCUUCACCUCCUUAGUUAUGUUUAACCAGGUCUUUCAUACUUUUUGGUGCAAUUGUGAAUGGGAUUUUCUUCUUAAUUUCUAUUGGCAUCUUGGUCCAUUUUCUACAACAGCUGAGUUCUUGAGAAUUCCAAUAUAAAUAUUGAUGAAAAUGAAACAGACAGUAUUCCAUUAUAUAAACAUAUAAUGGUUUAUGCAUUGUAAAAACAAAUGGGAAGAAAUAGCAUACAACUGCACACAAUGCUGUGGAUGAAUCUCUCAAACCAAAAUAAAUCAGUUCCAAAACUGCAAACUCUAUGAUUCCAUUUAUAUAAAGUAGAAAGCCUGGCAAAAAUUAGUCAAUGCAAUUGCAAGUCAUCAUAGCAAUUGCCUCAGAGUGACUAGGGGCGCUAAAAACUGAAAGACACCUUGAUAUGAAUUUUUAUGCAUGAAUUAUGCCCUUUUUCUUGAUCUCGGAGUUGCUUACAUAUUACACUUCCAUAAAAAUUUCAAUUAAAAAUAAUUAUGUGGAUCAAUUAUAGGAAAUAUGUGCCCUAAAAUAAAAAGAUUAGGACUUUAGCCCACACUUUCAACAUGAUCACGGACUUCUCUAAUAGGUAAUAGAUACCCACUGUCACAGCACUGUCCUGUCUAAGAAACUCUUUUUCCCCCCUCCUUUACACAGGGGCUUUAGGAGGUAAAGUUCAGAAAGGGCUUAAGGAGCGGAGAAACAAAUCAAGCUUAGCAGUCAAGGAGGGGUCAUGUAUUAGAGUGCUGUCCCCUCAUCCUCUCUUUACAAGGUUUGGAAUUUUACGUAAUUCCAGCUGCUUAAAAAUUGACACAAACAUUGCUAUGUGCAAAUGUUUAGGCAAAGGAUUUCUCUAUGAGCAAAUUUAACACAAUUUUAUGCAAAUUUCUUUGCCAGAAGCUCUGGGGAAUAAAAAGACAGUGCUUGACUUCAAUAAGCUGCUGGCUGUAAGCGAGAUAGCCCCAUACCAUGAAAAGUAUGUAAGGUUGAAUGGGGACAUACUGAUUUAAUGCAGCUAGGGCACAUGAGAUAAACUUACUGUGUUUGAUGAAAUUCAGGGAGAGCUUAUCAAGAAGAUAAACUUGAAGUGGAAUUUGAAAGAAGGAAUUUAAAGGAAUCAGGUAGAUUUAGUAAUGUUAGGAGAAAUUUCAGGAGAGAGAUUAAUAGUGCAUUCACAGAUUUGAAGGGAUCAACACAUGAGGGGGCUUUAAUUGAAAUUGCCUUGUGUCUCAGUCUCAGAAGACAUAGAGAAUCAAUGCAGCAUUAAAAGUAAUUCAUAUCUCUACUGGAAUCUUUCAAAGGCUGUGCACAAGGAUCUAUCCAG
Talpa occidentalis (Iberian mole) is the source of this 6073-nucleotide messenger RNA. RefSeq names its product Bardet-Biedl syndrome 10 (gene BBS10). The transcript is spliced from 2 exons. Gene Ontology annotation, molecular function: ATP binding. Gene Ontology annotation, biological process: chaperone-mediated protein complex assembly. Lineage: Eukaryota; Metazoa; Chordata; Mammalia; Eulipotyphla; Talpidae. The record is from RefSeq and is a predicted model, not a curated record. The coding region runs from base 77 to 2245 and encodes 722 amino acids.